GGGGGGUCAAAAACAUUUCUUACAAACACUUCGUUUGUAUGGUAUAAGUGGCAAAAAAUAUGUUUACAGUCUGAACUAUACGUGGAAUUUGAAUUCUCUUCGAUGUACUGGCGACAGGGAAACCUGAAGCUUGUUUUGACUGAGAGGCACAAGCCAUUGAUGGGCCACCAGGAUCACGAUUCCAAUCAAACUGUUGAGGAGUGCUUGGAUUCUCGUAACGAUUAGGAAACGGCUGGGAUUAAGGAGUCUACAAAUGUGUAUAAACCAGUGAUGCUUUUCAGUUUCAAAAAUAAACAAGCGUUUCAAAAGAUGGUUUCGAUCAGUUUAGUGAACACCGUCUGACCUCCUGAAUUGACUCGAGAAAUGGCAACUAACUAUAACUCCGAAGAUGAUGACGAUUUUGGAGAAACAUUUCUAAAUGACAUUCCUAACAGUAUGAUUGGAUACAUCAUUGGACACGGAGGCCGUAGAAUACAGAAACUAAAGGCUGACACGGAAACUUAUAUCACAGCAAAAAGCGGACUGGAUGAUAAGACAUACUUUAUAAUUCAAGGCAAAGCCAAAAACCGGCGCCAGGCGAAAUUGAAAAUUGAAAAUACAGUGGAACUGCUUAGCAGUGGAACAACACAGAUUUACAUUCCUCAGUAUUUGAUUAGUCACGCUAUUGGAAGCGGAGGCAAGACAAAAAACAAAAUUAUGGAGGAGACAAACACUUUUAUCAGAACAGAAACAGUAGAUGAUGAACAAACGUACAUUUUAAUUCAAGGCAAAGAGGAAAACCGYCACCAGGCGAAAWCGAGACUUAAAAUGCAAGCGAGCAAAGGACAGUUGAAGAUUAGAGGACUACAAAUGACCUUUUUCCCUUGUGUUGACGCCCAAGAAGGAACAUUCGUGCUCCAGCCAAUUGAAAGUACUAAUGGAAAUAUUUCGAGGCUUGUUUUAAAGUCAUCAAGUAAUGAGGUAAUAUAG
Messenger RNA from Exaiptasia diaphana, 969 nucleotides. RefSeq lists its product as uncharacterized. The transcript has 4 exons. Gene Ontology annotation, molecular function: mRNA binding. The record is from RefSeq and is a predicted model, not a curated record. Gene Ontology annotation, biological process: regulation of gene expression. Gene Ontology annotation, cellular component: cytoplasm; nucleus. Bases 364 to 969 code for a protein of 201 amino acids. NCBI's taxonomy places the organism in Eukaryota, Metazoa, Cnidaria, Anthozoa, Actiniaria, Aiptasiidae.